AUGAUUCCACGUACAAGCAUUGACGAAGCUAACCGUCAUCUCCAGCAACUGCACCAACGCGUUCACGAUCUUGAAAUAACAGUUCAGGACCAGCAUGAAACUUUACUAACGAAAGAUAAGCUUUUCCAGAACAGAAUCUCCGAAAUAUCGGUAGCUAAAGACAAAGAGAUUGAAGGCUUGGUUAAUAAGUUGCUUGCGUCUGAACGUACGGUUUCUGUGCUUCAAGAGGAGCUUGAAAGAAAAAAUCAUCAGAUAUUAGCGCUUCAACAUAGCCAUUCAAAACUAAGGAGGUUACUCAAUUUCAAAGAUGAUGUUAAGGAUUUGCUAAAAACAAUGGAAGAUGCUGAAGAAAAUUUAGCUCUGGACGAAGGAGAUACAGAUGGACUUCUCUCAUUUUAUCAACGAUCUAAUGAUGUUUCUUUAAACCUAAGUGGAAAAAAAUUGCGUAAAAAACGAUUUAUUCGUUCUGAAAGUCAUCCAGCUGUAGAAAAUAUUACAAGUGACAUUGAAGCUGCCCCAACUUUAGGAGGAAAGGAAUUUUAUUUGUAAAGAAUUCAUCCCAAACUAAACAGUAUUAUGAAUAUGAGUAGGCCUACUUUCUAUAGUCUAUGUAAUUAUAUGCCAUAAUUUAGGAAUUGGAAUUCAAUUUAAAAAUAGUAGCACU
Molecule: messenger RNA, 664 nt
Organism: Lymnaea stagnalis (great pond snail)
Lineage: Eukaryota; Metazoa; Mollusca; Gastropoda; Lymnaeidae
Source: the annotation of a GenBank genome assembly